This is a messenger RNA of Magnusiomyces paraingens, 1590 nucleotides long. RefSeq lists its product as uncharacterized. The record is from RefSeq and is a predicted model, not a curated record. Bases 1 to 1590 code for a protein of 529 amino acids. The transcript has a single exon. NCBI's taxonomy places the organism in Eukaryota, Fungi, Ascomycota, Dipodascomycetes, Dipodascales, Dipodascaceae.
AUGCACAGAGCCAAUGUCACUCGCGACCUUUCUCUUGCGAAGGUCGAUGAACACAGUACUGGCCCACAGGUGACUGUAAAGUAUGGCUUGCUUGCAAAUAAAAAUUCAUUACUCUUUACAAAACUUCCCAACUCUCUCUUUUCAACAACAACAUCAACAACAACAUCAACAACAACAUCAACAUCAACACCAAUGACCCCACCAUCAUCCCCCAUUGAUGGCGCUUUUGUCACCUCUACAAAACCAAGUUGUAAUUCUACCACUUGCUGUGCAAUCCACGACGAGGAAACUAGAUCUGCUCGUAAGGCUUCUACAACUUCACUUACCUCAUCAGCUUCCUUUUUAAGUCUUUCCAGUUGGGCAAGUACUUCGACAAAAUGUAGUUCCAUUUUUUCUUCUUUUUCUUCGACUCGUACUCCAAGUACUGGCAAAUCAGUCUCAUCUCGUCAGCAACAACAACACCAACAACACCAAUACCAAUCUACACAACCACAGCCUCACUCAUUCAGCGUGGUGCCAGCAAAUCUCGGUGGCAGCCCGUUGUGCCCUAACCAGCUGGCUAUCUUAGAUCUUGUGACGUAUUAUGAUGUGGUGAAUAUGUGUGUUAGCGCGCGUACCUCUCCUGUUGUGCGUAUCAACCGUGCAGACGUCACAUAUACUGAUUCACUUGUGCGGAGUUCCUUUGCAUGUACACGCGGAGAGGAGGGGCAACCCACUGAACAUGAGGGGGGUCGAAGAGGAGGAGGAGGAGGAGGAGCCGUAUCUAGUGGUGAUGCGGCGAUAGUUCCACGGCGCAAGAAUACGCGACGUAUUCGAAAGUUUUUGAUGGCUCCUGAUGUUUCGCUCAAUUGUUUUGAACGUAAAUUUCUUUACAAGUUGAUGUUGGAGUGUUUUGAAAGCCCAUUUGAUGACGAGUUUGAAUAUACACCUGUAUCUGGUUUGCGCCGUGCUUCUGCUCCGGGCAUUAUGGUUCAGGAGCAGGCUACUACUAGUAGUAGUGCCUCUACUACUACUACUACUACUACUACUACUACUAAAGACACUAUUAGUUCAACCUGCUCAAUACCCACUGGAUCUGUUGACAAGUUGGAAGGUGAUGCAUGUUUACAUGUGGAAUUAGUACAUCCCGUGGAGCACGGGCAUUUGAAUGAUUUGCUGCGCAACAUUUUAAAAACGAGCACCACUUUGCGGGAGGAGAAGGAGGAGGAGGAGGAGGAGGAGGAGGAGGAAGGGGAUAAAGCAGCAGAAGCAGAGACAAGAAGCUGUGAAGAUGUAAAGAAGAAGAAGACGAAGACGAAGACGAAGACGAAGACAAAGAAUAAUGUAUCUGUCUAUGCAAUGAGUAGUUAUACGACUCCUCAAAUGACUAUGACUGCUGCAAAAAAGCGUCAAGUUUAUGCAUACCAAGCCGGGCCUGCUGGUAGAGCAAGUCGGGUAGCUUUGGAGCGUAAUACGUUGCGGUACCAAAGUUUUGACGAGUCACUGAUGUUGAUGAUGAAUGUUAAUGAAACAAAUAAUGCUGUGCCUAUAGUUGGAUCUGGUUUGCGCGGUACUCGUCAUGCUUGGGGUAAGCGAAUAGCUAUUUUUUGA